AUGACUCCAUCAACCAUCAACCGAGCCCUUCAAACAAUGAUCGAAAAGCACAACGCGGCUCCAACACCACAUCGAAAACGUCGAGUGCUCUCCACGUCACCACUGGUCCCGUGCCCAGAAAUCGGUGUGGUUUUCAACGGAAAUCACAAAAAAUCAUCGCAAUUCUCACCACCAUUCCAAUUCCGCCCUCUGGAACACGCGGCAUAUGAGAGACGUCUGGAGGAGAUCGAGAAUCAACGAAUGUCAAGAAUCCUGGAGGAUCUCGAUCAGAUCAAUGAGAUCCUCCCACUCGACGACCUCAUCCAAGCACUUCAAGAACAAGCGGAUCGUGCCGAGAAGCUCCCCAUGCCAAUCCCACUCCGAGUCAAGCUCCACCCACAAAUCCGUCGUCUGAAACGUGGCGGCAGAAGGCAUUCAAAGAAGCACAAACUACAGAAGAAAUCAGCGAACGGGCCAAAGAGUGGGCGCCUAAUUCCCCGUGUCUGUAAGCCACGUGUUCAUUCAGAAUUGAUGCCCGAGCAUCCGCCACCGAAGAUUCUGACGCUUCUUCUUAUCACACGUCUUCUGGAUCUACCGGCGGAGAUGGCGAUGAAUUCCACAGCCGGCGAAAUUAUCGCACAUCGGAGGCCUAUUCUUUAUCGCGAGGAAGGCGCAAAAUGGGUUCAUCUCUUCAUUCCUGGAGUACCUGAAGAUGAUCCACGCAUCCCACGUGCAUUCAGAAUGUUCGACAACACUGACGAAGGGAUUCCGGAGGAGAUAAUUGCCAACAGAAACCUGGAAACUGCACAAGAAGUAUAUCAGCUUCGUGUGAUUGCGAAGAGAUUCUUGAUGAGUCAAGAGAUUGAUUUUGAAGAGAGAUUCUUGUUGGGAGAGGUCAUUGGAAUGAGUGAGGCGGAGGUAAACUUCGCGUUCCUGAAACUCCAUCUCGAGCAAGCAAUCAGUGGAAAAUCCGAGGCGGAUCUCCGUAAUCUGGUGUUCUCCACCUAUAGAGAAGCGUUCAACGCGAAUCAAGUCGAAGGCGAAGGAUUCGAAGAUAUGGUGAAGAACUACGAGGAUCUGGUGGUUCCAAUGCUCGAUGAUUUGUUUGCAGAGUAG
Molecule: messenger RNA, 1095 nt
Organism: Caenorhabditis remanei
Lineage: Eukaryota; Metazoa; Nematoda; Chromadorea; Rhabditida; Rhabditidae
Exons: 3
Coding region: 1-1095 (364 amino acids)
Source: RefSeq, a predicted model, not a curated record